AUGGCUUAUUUACGAGCUUUCGUCACAGGCUGCACUGGUGAAACAGGCAAAGCAUUAAUAAAAUAUCUGGCUAAGGAUCCAAGGUACAGUUCUGUCAAACUUAUACAAAGGCGUCCAACAGAAGUUGAUUAUGGGUCUGAGGCUAAAGAAGUUGAGAAUCGUUUCAGUCAGAUUAUCGUAGAUUUUGAUCAUUUGGAUAAUUAUAAAGAAGUAUUUCAAGACACUGAUGUUGGCUUCUGCGCACUUGGAACAACAGCAUGGAAGUCGGGGAAAGAAAAUUUGAAGAAAGUUGAUUGUGAUUAUGUAGUUCGUAUUGCCGAGUUGAGCUCAGCUGCCGGUUGCAAAGAGUUUCAUGUUGUCACUUCAAAAGCAGCGCAUGCAAUGAGUAUCUCUUUUUACUUAAAACUCAAGGCUGAAAUUGAAUUAAAUUUAAUUUGUGGAAAUUUGUUUCCGAAAUGUCUUGCGAUAUACCGUCCAGGUGUCUUGUUAUGUUCUCGGGUUGAAUCACGUCCACUUGAAAGAGUUUUUCAAAUAUUACUGAAACCUAUAUCAAAUAUUGCUCCUACAUUGCUCACAACACCUGUUGAUGUUCUUGCAAAAGCUAUGAGUCGUGCUCCAUUUUGUGAAAAGCUGACCACUGAAAUAUCUUCACAGCAUGAAGUGAAGUUGCCGAAAAAUAUUCACAUUCUAGAAAAUCGUCACAUCUUUGAGCUUGCAUCGGAUGAUGCAUUCACUGUCAAGUUUUUUGUUGUUGUUGUUGUUUUGAUUCUCGAAGGAUUCAAUUUAAAUCCAAUCUUUUCCCACUCUCCUUUUUCUGUUGUAUUUCACUUCUAUUCUUCUACUGUUAAUCUUCUCUUAGUGUAUUAUUGA
Messenger RNA from Heterobilharzia americana, 870 nucleotides. Lineage: Eukaryota; Metazoa; Platyhelminthes; Trematoda; Strigeidida; Schistosomatidae. The record is from the annotation of a GenBank genome assembly.